UACCCUGUUUUGCCUCCGACGUGUUUAGGAACCUUACUUGUUGUUCCGGGCCCGACCUCACAGUAGCAAAUAUGGCAGCAGAGGGAGACGUUGAUUUGGACCUAGAAGCCGAGGAAAACUGCACUGGGAAACCAGCGGAAAAGCCUCGGAAACAUGACAGCGGAGCCGCUGAUUUGGAGAGGGUCACGGACUACGCGGAGGAGAAGGAAAUUUCCAGCUCGGAUUUAGAAACGGCUAUGUCAGUGAUUGGAGACAGAAGGUCGCGAGAACAGAAAGCCAAGCAGGAGAGAGAGAAGGAGUUGGCCAAAGUCACCAUCAAAAAGGAGGACGUAGAGCUGAUUAUGUCAGAGAUGGAGAUUUCCAGGGCUGUGGCAGAGCGCAGUCUGAGGGAACACAUGGGGAACGUGGUGGAGGCUCUGGUGGCUUUGACCAACUGAACAGCAUUUACACACUGGACUGCUUCACUUUGUCUUUUAACCAGAGCUCCUCAGCAGGGAGACACUGAACUCUGUGGUCACUAGUGAAAUCUUUAACCCAAAUCCUGUUUUUUUUAAAUAAAUGUUGACAGUUUG
Monopterus albus (swamp eel) is the source of this 572-nucleotide messenger RNA. RefSeq names its product huntingtin interacting protein K (gene hypk). Gene Ontology annotation, biological process: protein stabilization; negative regulation of apoptotic process. NCBI's taxonomy places the organism in Eukaryota, Metazoa, Chordata, Actinopteri, Synbranchiformes, Synbranchidae. The coding region runs from base 72 to 437 and encodes 121 amino acids. The record is from RefSeq and is a predicted model, not a curated record. The transcript has 4 exons.